Molecule: messenger RNA, 3325 nt
Organism: Plectropomus leopardus (leopard coralgrouper)
Lineage: Eukaryota; Metazoa; Chordata; Actinopteri; Perciformes; Serranidae
Gene: fbxl14b
Product: F-box and leucine-rich repeat protein 14b
Biological process (GO): SCF-dependent proteasomal ubiquitin-dependent protein catabolic process
Cellular component (GO): SCF ubiquitin ligase complex
Molecular function (GO): protein binding
Source: RefSeq, a predicted model, not a curated record
CAAAGGCUUUGAGCCCAGGACGCCCCUCUCUCUCUCUCUCACUCUGCCUACCAAAGCCAACCUAGCUCUGUCUUUUCUGCUUUUCUACCAUGGAAAUGUUUUGUAAUAGGCGGCGUUAAGAGUGUUGGUUUUAUUUUCUACUUUCUUAUUCUGAAAUGUACGACCGUCUGGAUCCCCGCUCGGCCGAGAGAGGAAGGCUUUUUGUAGGUAUAAUACAAGGAAGCGUCGUCUGAGAGAGGGAGAGAGAGGGGGAAGGAUUGACGCUUUUUCCUCCUCUCCUCCUCCUCCUUCUUCCUUUCGCCCCCCUUUCCUCCUCUUUUUGGCGGAGAGAGGAGUUUAGGCAGGAGGAAUAAACGCUUUUUUUUUGUUUUUCUCUCUUUUUUUUUUAAAUGCAUUUGAAUCCUACUGCGCAACCAGACCGGAUCACGUGGGGUUGGAGAGAGUUGGAUCGAUUUUGCACAGUUCAACGUGAGAAAAAGAGAGAGAAACAAACAACUCUUAUUUCUUUUUUCACUUCUGUGGAUAUCUGGGACUGUUGAUACUUUUGCAAAAUUGCAAGAGAAGGGGAGUAGGGUCUCUUUUUUUCAGCCUUGGAGGUGUGGAGUAUUAAUUCUUAUAUGCCUGGGGUUUGAAAAACAAUGGAGACGCACAUUUCGUGCCUCUUCCCGGAAAUUUUGGCCAUGAUUUUCAGCUAUCUGGACGUGAGGGACAAAGGCAGGGUAGCCCAAGUGUGUAUCGCUUGGAGGGACGCAUCCUACCACAAGUCAGUGUGGAGGGGGGUGGAGGCCAAGCUGCACCUCCGCCGGGCUAAUCCCUCUCUGUUCCCCAGCCUCCAGGCCAGGGGCAUCCGGAGGGUCCAGAUCUUGUCCCUGCGCCGCAGCUUGAGCUAUGUGAUCCAGGGAAUGCCUAACAUUGAGUCCCUAAAUCUAUCCGGCUGCUACAACCUCACAGAUAACGGGCUGGGUCAUGCAUUUGUGCAGGAGAUCCCAUCGCUGAGGGUUUUGAACCUGAGUCUGUGUAAGCAGAUCACAGACUCCAGCCUGGGCAGGAUAGCUCAGUAUCUCAAGAACCUGGAGGUGCUGGAGCUCGGCGGCUGCAGCAACAUCACCAACACUGGGCUUCUGUUGAUAGCUUGGGGCCUCCACAGGCUCAAGAGCCUCAAUCUGAGGUCCUGCAGGCAUGUCUCUGACGUGGGGAUUGGACAUUUGGCGGGCAUGACCCGCAGUGCAGCAGAGGGCUGCCUGAACCUGGAGUACCUGACUCUCCAGGACUGUCAGAAACUGACAGACCUGUCACUCAAACACAUUUCCAAGGGGCUCACCAAGCUGCGGGUACUGAAUCUGAGCUUCUGCGGGGGGAUCUCAGACGCAGGCAUGAUCCACCUCUCCCACAUGGCCUCCCUGUGGAGCCUCAACCUACGCUCCUGUGACAACAUCAGCGACACGGGGACCAUGCACCUCGCCAUGGGCACCCUAAGGCUCUCCGGUCUUGAUGUGUCCUUCUGCGACAAGAUCGGAGACCAGACCCUGGCGUACAUUGCCCAGGGGCUGUACCAGCUCAAGUCCCUGUCCCUGUGCUCGUGUCACAUCUCUGACGACGGGAUAAACCGGAUGGUGAGGCAGAUGCACGAGCUGAGGACCCUGAACAUUGGACAGUGUGUGCGCAUCACGGACAAAGGGCUGGAGCUCAUAGCCGACCACCUGACCCAGCUGGCAGGCAUCGACCUGUAUGGAUGUACCAAGAUCACCAAGAGGGGACUGGAGAGGAUCACACAGCUCCCCUGCCUUAAAGUGUUGAACCUUGGACUCUGGCAGAUGACAGAGAGUGAGAAAGUGAGGUGAUUGGGAAUGUUUUGUUUUGUUUUUGCGUUUUUGGAUGGGGACAGAGGGGGACGUGAGGAGGAGGGAGAAAAGAUGGGCGGGUAAAUUUCUUGUCUUAUUUAAAAAAAAAAGAGAGAAAACCUCCCUGUUUCCCUCUUGUGUGGUUGUGUAAGGUGUGCUUCUCCCAUGUGACCAGAUUUUUACAUUCAAAUGUUUUAUUUUGUUGGCCUUGCAGGAUUCAAUUAGUAUUUGAUAUAAUAUUCUGCCUGAUAGGAAGCAAUUACUUUUUGCAAAGUUGACUAUAACAAUUGUUUUAAUCUCAUAUUGAGUUUUAACAUCUCAUAGACUCAAACUGGAAUAACUUGCAAUGCAAAUCAGCUCAUUUCACACAUUUCUUGAAGUGUCAUUUGAAUAAUCUGCUUCCAGAAAAUUCUUUAACAUCCACCUUUUCAAGUGAGGUUUGAGAACUUUUUUUUACAUUUUUUUUUUUACAGUGAGUCUGGAGACAUUUACGACUAAUCUCCGCUACAGCCAUCACGCCUAAAAAACAUUUGGCUACCUCGUAUGUGGUUGUUUUCAAAGGGUGUAUACUGUUAUAACAGAAAAACAGAAGGAAAGCGAGAAUGAGAGACUGGGAGAAAAUGUGCCUAAAGGGACUGUGUCUGCCCCCUCCCCCCAUCCCUCCCUCCAUGAGCAGAGCUGGAGAAAGGAGACCAGGACACAAUCUAACUACCUUUUGUUAAUUUACCCCCAUAAACAGCAACAAUUUGCCUGAGAGAGAAAGAGGGAGAGAAAGCGAGCUGUAAAAUCGGAUUUCAAUAACGACGCUUUAUGCAAAAAAAAACUCACAUUGUUUUUAGUUGUUUUCCCUAUUUUUUUAAGAAUAAUGUCCAAUUUUAACACCAUUUAGAGAUGUGCUGUGUUCAAGCUUUGACCAAUAUAAAAGAGACAAGAUCAUCAGUGUAACCUUUGAAGAAAUACCCAGUCAUCCUAUAAUAACACAACAGAGAUAUAGAGAUAUCAUAGUGCCAAAAUGCCAGAUAACACAUAAAAAGGCCAUUAUUAAACCAUUUUAAGUAUAUUAUGGGAAUAUUCUGGGGUUUAUUCUAAGGGAUGCUCUUAGAAAUAAACGUCAGUGGAUGUUCAGAGCGUCGUACUUCAAAUUGAAGUGAUUUCUAUUUCUAUCUCUUAAAUGAUCCAAAUGAAUCAGGGUUUGUCUCAUGGCUUUAUUUUCCCACGUUAAUGCCAACACAGGUUGCAUUCAUAUUCAUGUUGCUCUCACCGGUGUGAGAGAGAGGGAAGGAGGGAGAGAGAGGGAGUGAGAGAGGAGGGUAGGGAUAUCUUUUUUUUCCUCCUCUUUUUCUCCAUCUCUCUCCGAAUAAAAAUACCCCGAAUCCAUUUUGAGACAUGCUUAGAAUAAGGAGCAAUCGAUUAUUUUUCUUUCUCUCUCUCCGUCUCGGGUUACAAGUGGAAUGCGUCUCUUUCUCUCUCUCUCUCUCCCACCC